AUGUUAGUGGGACUUAAUAAAUUCGGAUUUUCUUUUGAUAAAAAAAUAGGGAGUGGUUCCUUUGGUCAAAUAUUUUUAGGAACAAGCAAAUAAACUGGACAAGAUGUAGCCAUUAAAUUAGAAGCCGUUACAAAUAAACAUCCAUAAUUAAUCUUCGAGGGCAAGAUCUAUAAAGUAUUGCAAGGAGGAAUGGGGAUUCCAUAAUCUUAUUGGGUUGGAAGUGAAGGAGAAUACAAUAUAUUAGUGAUGGAACUACUUGGUCCAAAUCUAGAAGAUCUAUUCAACUCGUGCAAAAGACACUUCUCAUUAAAAACAGUCUUAAUGAUUGCUUAAUAGAUGCUUUCAAGAAUUGAAUUUAUUCAUAGCAAAAACCUAAUUCAUAGAGAUAUCAAACCUGACAAUUUUCUGAUUGGAUUAACUUAGAAGAGUGAUAUCAUUUAUAUAAUAGACUUUGGUCUAUCUAAGAAAUAUAGAGAUUAGAGAACUAAUCUCCAUAUUCCAUAUAGAGAAGGUAAAAGUUUAACUGGAACAGCUAGAUAUGCUAGUGUAAAUACACAUUUAGGAGUUGAGCAAAGCAGAAGAGAUGAUUUGGAAGCAAUUGGAUAUGUAUUAGUUUAUUUUUUAAACGGAUAAUUGCCAUGGUAAGGUUUAAAAACAGAUAACAAGAAAGAUAAAUAUGAAAAGAUAGCUGAAUCUAAGAUUGCUACUUCAAUUGAAAAAUUAUGUGAUGGACUGCCAGAAGAAUUUUCUAUAUAUUUCAACUAUUGCAAAAGCCUAAAAUUCGAAGAGAGACCUGAUUAUGUUUGGUUAAAAAAAUUAUUUAAAGAUCUUUAUACAAGAAUGAAAUAUCCAAAUGAUAAUGUUUUUGAUUGGACCAAAUUAUGA
This is a messenger RNA of Paramecium tetraurelia, 885 nucleotides long. RefSeq lists its product as uncharacterized. Gene Ontology annotation, biological process: peptidyl-serine phosphorylation; endocytosis; signal transduction. NCBI's taxonomy places the organism in Eukaryota, Ciliophora, Oligohymenophorea, Peniculida, Parameciidae. Gene Ontology annotation, molecular function: protein serine/threonine kinase activity; ATP binding. The transcript is spliced from 5 exons. Gene Ontology annotation, cellular component: nucleus; cytoplasm. The record is from RefSeq and is a predicted model, not a curated record.